AUGAAAACAUUUGCGUUAGCUAGUUUUCUUGGUAUAGCGUAUGCUUUCUCAAAAAACAUUGAAUUCAUUCAUAAAAGAUCUGCAUCAGAUCCAUCACAAGAUCCAUCACAAAAUCCAUUAGACUUACCAUCCGAUUUAUCAUUAGAUUCAUUAAGCGAAGAAAAAGUUUUAUCUUUGAUUCUAGGAAAAAACGCAGAAUUUGGAUGUGAGAAAAAACUGGAAGAGUACUGCAAGGAUUUGGAAGGUCUGGCCUUGGAGCCAAAGAACGUGCAUCCUACAUUAGAAGGAUUUUGUAAAAAUGUAAAACAGGAAUGCAACGAUCUUAAAACUCAAAUUGAUACUCUCUCGAGUAAUGCUAAUGAAUUUCUUAUGAAUAUUAUUAAGAAUAUUUCAAAUGGGGUACUUUUAGGAAAAACCCGUUGCAACUAUGCUCAUAUCCAAUGCGUGAUUUUCCGAGAAUUUCAUGGUUUUUCUUCUAUAUGCGAUGAGAUAAUUAAAGAAUGUUCUCGUACAAUAGGAGGAAAUCUAACUUAUGAUAUUCUUUUAAGGGCUCUUACCGAAAAUUUAAAAAAUAGUUCUAUUUGUGAAACAAAAAUUAAAGAAUCUUGCUCAAAACUGAAUAAAGAAGAUUAUCAUUUAAUGUUACAUUGCUAUAAAUAUGGUCAUACGUGCACUGUUCUUCUUAAUAAAACAAAAGACAACUGUGAUUCUUUUAAAAAUUUCAAAAAUACAUUGAAAAAUUCUAAUAAAUUGAAAGAUAACUGUUAUCCUUUACUCAGGAAAUGUUAUUUCUACUCAUCAAACUGUGAAAAUGGCGAGGUACAGGAUUGUAUGGAGCUUAAAAAACGUUGCGAAGGAGAAAAUAUCACAUACCCCCCCCCCUCCCACAAUCUUCCUUUUAACCCAUUAAACUUUCCACCUACAUUGCAGGAAAAAAUAGGUCUUCAGGAGUUUCACACAGAAGCGUUAACUCUUGGUGUUUUCCUUGAGAAAUCCUUGUCGACAAAGUUUUCUCAUUUUUUAUUAUUCUCAAAACAUUAUACUGUAGACACUGCAGGUAAUUUAGACAUUACAGAGUUAUGCACUAAAUCUCUGGAAAACUGUGCUUCUUUUGAAUACUUAACAGAAGAACUAAGAAACAUUUGCAAAAAAACUGACAAAAAUAAAGCAUGCAAAGAAUUAAACGAUGAACUAAAAAAAGAAUACAUGUCUCUCAAAUUAGUUCUCUAUAACAAAAAGCUUUCCAACGUAAGCGAUACUACUGACUCUAAACCGUACUCAUGGGACGAACUACCAGGAACAAUUUCAAAGGAAGACUGUAUAAAUCUUGGUCAGAAAUGCCAUUAUAUGGACCCAUAUUCUAAUAAUACUCUUUACAAUGCUUGUAGGAAUCUAGGGCUAGAGUGUUUUAAAUCGGCGAUUUAUGGACUGGCAAAUGACGUGUUGGAGGAAGGGUUGUUUGGAUUACUUCACAACUUAGAUCCAAAAAGAACUAAAGAGUGUAUAGCCAAACUAGUAGAAAGGUGCCAGGUAGUCAGAAACAAUAGUAUAGUUAUACUCUCAAUGUGUUUAAAGCCAAGAGAAACAUGCGAAGCACUUGCAAAAGAUGUUAAACUCAAAAGUCACCAUCUGCGACGUAUUUUAGAUAAAGCAAGAGAUUAUCCCCGAGAAAAGGAUUGUCUCGUUCUGGAGAAACAGUGUGAAGACCUGACAAAGGAUUUUGAAGAGCUUAAUGGUCCUUGCGCUACGCUAAAGAGGAAUUGUGCUCAUUUGAGGAACACAAAAGAAGUAAAAGACAAUUUGUUGAGUAAAAAUACAGAUAUUUUGGCAAACGUCGAUAAUUGUACAACAUAUUUAAAUAAAAAGUGUCCUCGGUGGUUUAGGAGGGAAAUAAAUCCAUUCAAUCUUACAUGUGUAGCACAUCAUAAAUCAUGCGUUAUAAUGAUUGAAGACGUGCAAAAUCAUUGUUUGGCAUUUAAGGAAAAUAUGGAAAGUCACAAUAUCAUUGAGGAGUCAAAAGACAAUAAAAAAAAGGAUGAUAUUUGUUUUCUUUGGAGUGGAUACUGCGAUAUGCUUACGGGCAAUUGUCCUGAUAAACUGAGACAAGGCAAUAAAGGCGAAGAUGGUCUUUGUGUGAGUCUCAAAAAGAACUGUAAGACGUUUCGUGAAAAAUUGCCUCUAUUAAAAGCCCUCAUGUACAAUAUAAAAGGUUCUUUAAAAGAAAAAAAUACUUGCAUUAAUAAACUAAAUGAUUAUUGUACAAAAUCAGCACACUCAAACAAGACUCUUGAAGAUUCAUGUAAAGAAUAUAAUAAAGAUAAAAACACAAAAAGUGAAACUUGUGAAAAACUUAUUAGCUGGAUGAAAAUAUUAUGCAAUGCCUUACCAGUCAAACUGGAUAAAGCUGCUAAAGAUUUGGAAAAUAGAGCAAAUGAAUUUAAAAAAACCAAGCAAGAAAUUGAAAAAGCCAUUAAUGAUUCUGGUUUAUUCUUGGCCAUUUCUCAAACAGCAGAUGGGAAGCAAAAUCAUCAUCUUCACAGCAAUAACACGGCUUAUGUUAGACUUGUACGUCGCGAAGAUGCCCUAUAUAUAGAGCCAUCACUGCGUCAAGGGUUAGCGUUUGAUCUGGUGUCUUUACUUGUAGAGUUGUAUUUAGAAGCCAAGGGCAUCUGUGAUCAUUUUAUCCAAGAGUGUGUCUUUGAAGAUGACUGUCCUAAGUUUAAAGAUUCAUGUGACAAAAUACGUAAGUCUUGCAAGGAAUUUGUGUUGCCUGAUGCCAAGCCUCAUGUAACAACGUCUAUAUCAACAACGACGCUUACAGAGUCAACAACUGUAACGGAUACUCAGUCAAAAUCUACUGCAGCAACUACAAUCAUGGAAGGAAAGUGUGUUGCGCUUCAUUCAAAGACCACGUGGGUAACAAGCAAAUCAACAUCUACAAAAACAACUACAACUACAUCAGUAACAACACUGACACAAAAA
Molecule: messenger RNA, 2982 nt
Organism: Pneumocystis jirovecii RU7
Lineage: Eukaryota; Fungi; Ascomycota; Pneumocystomycetes; Pneumocystales; Pneumocystaceae
Exons: 3
Source: RefSeq, a predicted model, not a curated record